This is a messenger RNA of Tuber aestivum (summer truffle), 6872 nucleotides long. NCBI's taxonomy places the organism in Eukaryota, Fungi, Ascomycota, Pezizomycetes, Pezizales, Tuberaceae. The record is from the annotation of a GenBank genome assembly.
UACACAAGGGAAGAAGCCCGAUCAGGGAGCUCCCCACCAGGGAUAUCAGCACGCCAAGCGUCGGGAAAGCCCAAGGCAUGCAGCAUUGGCUGUUGACAGUCCACCACCAGAUAGAACCUUGCAAAGUGCAACCCCUCGCGCUGCUCUCGACUAACUUAUUCCUCCUCUCUUUUUCCCUUUCUCCCCCUCUUCCCGACUCACUCUCAUUAUUACUUACCCUCUUUCUCCUCCUUCAACACCAGCACUUUUGUCUUAUCCCUCCCUCCCCCCUUCUCCUUCCCUCUCCCUCCCUCCUUCUCCCUCUCUCUCUACCAUCUCUCAUUUUUCUUUUCCUUGAAUAAUCCUCUUCACUCUCUCGCACCAAGUGCUCUUGUCAACACUCAAAGGUAUGUUACCAGCUUUCUUGGCUCUUGAUUGUUGCCGGUGUCCCGAUUUUCAAAGGGUCGACACAAUAUCCAUCCGAGAUGGGCAAGCUUCCAUCUCUUUUCCUUUCCACCGUCUCCCCUCCACUCCCAUCCCCCCUUCGAAAUGAAUCCCCCAACAGGAGCUUGUGCGUCCUCUUCCCCUACCCUAUCUUCUGUCAAUACCCACGUACGCCCCUCAUUCUAUCCUAGUUCGGCUCCUCCCAAUCGGGUUUUGAUUCUUCCCCUUUGCCAUUCACCAUUACUCACCAUUACUCACCUCGUCCGCUUCCCCCCCCCCCCCCUGCACCCGGUCCUGAUCGCCACGCAUUGCCCAAUCUUAAUCAUAUUUUCCCUUCUUUUCUCUCAGCUGCUCAUUCAAUCUAACCUUUCCACUCCUCUCCAGCCUUCUCUCCUUAACCCGCCAGCCGAUCUUGCCCGCUUUCAAUCUGACGGACAGCUGUGCAAAGAGUGGCAAUCGAAAUACCCCACAGGCCGUCUCCGACUCCUCAACGGAAAAGACACAACCUCUCUGCUAACAAUCCCUUGCUUCCGCUUCCUACCCUUCGCUGUGAUUCUUCCUUCCUCUCUCCCUCCUUUGCAAUAACUACCUCCGCCUCUCCCUAAGCUCCUCUCAUCAUCCUCGUCUCGUCCCCACAGCGCUCCCACGCAGAAAUUAGGCACCGCCAAGCAGUUAUCCUCUUGCUUGUGCGUUGAUCCCACCAAAAGCCGGCAAACUUAGCUAGCAGACUAUCCUCCCAGCGAGUCUCUACCACCUAUUGUUAGAGAAAUUCUCUCCUUGAUCGUUAUCUCUUGAUAUUUUUUUUAUCGACAGCCAUCGAUCUGUUUGUACGAGGACACGAUACGCACGAAUUUGGAAGAAGGAUACAAUACCGUUUACGAAGUUUAUUUGAAUUCCUUUUUGGAUAACGACCAAUCCAUACACUACUCUCUAAUUCUAAACGUUUUUUAUUUUUAUUUUUUUACAAGUUCGACUGCUUUCAGAUAAGAAAACAAAAAAAAAACAUUAAAAGCCAACCAAAAAAAACAAUCUCGUUUACACAAAUUUGGUAUGACAAAAAUUUAAACUUCCUUAUUGCUACACCAGGCUAGCCUGUUGGGAAAUUUCUCUAAUAAUAUGGGUACUUUUUUAGCUCGUUCUUCCAGUAGUGGCGUUGUGGAAUUGUUACUCUUUCGUCAUAUCUUGUUGGUGCCGUCACAUACGGGGCACUGCUGAUAGGUCCUAGGCUUGCCUUCGUACAGAUUUUUUUUAUUUUUACUUCUGCUGGUAAGUCAAUGUCCUUCUAGUAGUCAUUGCGGGCCCAUGGGGUUCUAACACUUUCGUCUUUGCACUACCUACCUUUAGGAGGAGAAGCAUUAAGUUUCCUUUCCCCAUCCCUCUCUUGAAAUGGAGCAACAGCAACAGCAACAGCAACAAAAUGUUACUGGAGCCGGAGGUCGAAGGCUCCACAUUGCACAUAGGAGGUCGCCCUCGGAACUUACUCCGCUAAUGAGUAUGUCUUCUCCCUUGCACGUGGUGUUUUGGAUUAAGGAAAAAUGAUUCAUUCCUAUCGUUUAAUUGUGUUGUCAAUUGAUCUCGCCGGGUUACAUGCCGUGGGGACGAAGCUAAUAGAAGCUUAGUGGAGCAGUUGGCUCUUCAGCAACAAAUCGAAAUACUGCAAGCACAACAACAGCAAAUGCUUUCCGCUCAUCAACAAUAUGCAAACAUGGGUCUCCUCGCCCCGGGGCAGGGUCACUUACCUCCAGGGUUCAAUCCAAUGCAGUCACAGAUACCUAAUAUUUCGCCUCAGCAUGCCCAAGGCGGAUUCCAAUUUCCACAGCAACACCAACAAAACGCUGCUCCUCCUGGAGCUCCCACCCAGCCAUCGUCUCAUAGAAGGAAUCAAUCUGCCAUGCCCGGGAUGGGUGGCACUACUGGCCCCCCACCUGCCCCUUCUUCUGGUUCAUCUGGUACUUUUGGCGAGUUUUCAUUGGGCACUUCUAAUUCGACUAGUGGAAAUAAUAAUCCUCCACAACGUCGGCCCUCGGGUAAUACCGGAGGCCAGGGUGGUGAUGCUGGAAGAGGACAUCAGCGCAGACAUUCCCUUGCUCUUCCCGAAGCGAAAAAGGCCGCCGAACUUGCGCAGGCACGUAGAGGCCAGGCCAGUUUCCAGUUCCCUACUGGGGGCACAUCCGCGGGUUCUGCCACUUCUACGGCCAAUGGAUCAAGUCCAACAGCUGGUGGUACGGGUUCUCCCGCGACCGCCGGUUCCCCACCGGCUACCGGGGAGACUCCCACUUCUACAUCUGUUACUACUCAAGCACAGACGGCAACUGCUAGUCAGUCGGCAACACCGGCUCCCCCUAGGCCCAGAAUUGGCGGUCACGGAAGAAGCCAGAGUGUGGCCAUCGGCGUUAAUGGUGGAAGCCCAGUGGGUGGUACGCGUAUCGGCGGUUUCCAGUUUCCUCCUCCCAUGGCUACGAGUGAUGCAGGGGCUGGCUCAACUGCUGGAAACCAAGGUCAAGGUAAUCAACAGCAAGGUAGAAAUGUGGAGCGUCGUGGUAGUAACUCUGGCUUUCAAGGACAUAACAGGACCGGAUCCCGGAAUUAUGACGGUAAUUGGCGUAACCAGAAUCAAAACCAGUCUCACGGACAUCAACAAAAUCAGUCUGCUGAUCUUCAGAAUCUUAACCAAAACCCGGGGAUGGGCCAGGUCACCUCUGGUUUUCAGCCGGGGCAUCGUUCCCGAGCUUCUAUUGGCACCUUCCAAUUUCCUGCUCAACCAGGCCUUAUGCUCCCGGGUCAUGGUGGUCAGAGUAUCUUUAUCAACCCCGCUACCGGCCAGCCCCAAAUCCUCAAUGCUGGUCUCCUGCAGCAACAGCAACAAUUGACUCAGCUACAACUACAGCAGGCGGCUAUUAAUGCUCAGUCGUUGAACUUGGGUAACCUCGGCCAGGCUAGUGGUCAGAAUAUGCCAAAUCAGCAACAACAGAGGAAGACUUUGUUCACCCCAUAUCUCCCACAAGCUAGCUUACCCGCCUUGUUGAGUAAUGGGCAGCUGGUAUCGGGUAUUUUGAGAGUCAACAAGAAGAACCGAAGUGAUGCCUAUGUUUCCACUCAAGAUGGUCUCUUGGAUGCCGAUAUCUUCAUUUGUGGAAGUAAGGAUCGUAAUCGUGCCUUAGAGGGCGAUCUAGUUGCCGUUGAACUGCUUGAUGUUGAUGAGGUUUGGGGUCAGAAGCGUGAAAAAGAAGAGAAGAAGAAGCGUAAGGAUAUUAGUGAGACGAGGGGGCCAUCUGGUCCCUCUAACAAUAAUUCCGGUGGUGACGGAAAUUCUGUUAAUGAGGGAGGUCAAGAAGGAACCGGAAUCAAGAGGAGAGGUUCCCUUCGCCAGAGACCGACUCAAAAGAAGAAUGACGACGUUGAGGUUGAGGGCCAGAGCUUGCUUUUGGUCGAGGAGGAAGAGGUCAAUGAUGAGCAGAAGCCCCUCUUCGCUGGUCACAUUGUUGCCGUUAUUGAGCGGGUUGCUGGCCAAAUGUUUUCUGGGUACGUUGUUACCGUUGGUACGAAUCUGAUUUAUAGCUGACAUUUCUCCUUUUUUAGGACCCUGGGGCUACUGCGUCCUAGCAGUCAGGCGACUAAGGAGAAACAAGAGGCAGAACGACAAGCUCGUGAGGGCCAUUCCGGACGACCGAACCAACCCGAGCGAACACAAGACAAACCAAAGAUUGUGUGGUUCAAGCCGACUGAUAAGAGGGUCCCUUUGAUUGCUAUCCCAACCGAGCAAGCCCCGCGUGACUUUGUUGAGAAUCACCAGUCAUAUGCCAAUCGCAUCUUUGUCGCAUGUAUCAAGCGUUGGCCUAUCACAUCUCUCCACCCCUUCGGUACUCUUUUUGAGCAGCUCGGGGAGAUGGGUGACAUCAAAGUCGAAACCGAUGCUCUUCUUCGGGACAACAACUUUGGACCCGACGACUUUUCUGAAGCUGUCAUCCGCAAUGUUAUCGACAAUUGGUCAGUCGAGACUGAAAAGGAUGAGGUUAUUGCCGCCCGCAAGGACUUCCGUGAUGUGAAAACAUUUAGCAUCAAUGCCAAGAGCGCUGGCGACAUCAGUCAAUCAUUUCACGUCAAGAAAGCUAGUGAUACUACCUGGGAAAUUGGUGUCCAUAUUGCUGAUGUUGCCCAUUUCGUUAAAUCAAACUCCCUGGUUGACCGGGAGGCAAGAAAGCGGGGCACCGGCGUGGAAUUGGUCAAUCGUUUGGUUCCCAUGUUGCCCCAAAAGCUCGCAGAGGAUCUUUUAUCUUUGAAAGAAGGGCAAGAUAGGUUCACCACUAGUGUUGUAUUUACUGUUAAUGCGGACACGGAUGAGAUAGUUGAGGAGGAGACUUGGGUUGGUAAGGGUAUAAUCAAGAAUAGCGCUAACUUCCUGUACGGAGAUGUGGAUGCUAUUGUAUCCGGUGCUGAAGGUGAGAAGGUCUCCGAGGAGUUUAAAGUUGCUGUUGCUGUGCUCCAUGUAUGAUUUACCCUGCUCCUUCGUUUGGUGACUUCCUACGCUAACACUGGAUAGAAAAUGGCUCGCAACUCCCGUAAACUGAGAUAUGCAGCGGAAAACAUUGAUGUUCCCGCGCUUCGUUUGGUUUACCAACUGGAUGAUGAGAAUAUUCCGGUUGUGGAUAACAUCUUCGAAACCCGCCCUGCCUAUGAGAUUGUCGAGGAGCUAUUCAUCAAAACAAACAGCUUUGUCGCGCAAAAGAUUGCCGCUGGUCUUCCUGAUAAGGCCUUGCUUCGCCGCCAUUCGCCUCCUAACCAGCGCCGUGUUGAGAACUUUGCCGAACGUAUGAAUCGUUAUGAUCAGAAUAUCGACGUCUCUAGCAGCGCGGCAUUGCAAACCAGUCUUUUCCGUUUGAAGGAUCCCGUUGUUCGACAGGUAUGAUUAUCUGAGCCCAACCCGAGGGGAAACAGUGCUUACCAUAGUUUAGGGUAUGGAAACAGUGCUCAUCAAGGGAAUGCAACGAGCCAAGUACUUUGUGGCUAGCAAACUCCCGUCCGAGAUGCAUGGGCAUUAUCUUUAUAAUGUCCCUGCCUAUACUCAUUUCACUAGCCCCAUUCGCCGCUACGCGGACAUCAUUGUACACAGACAGCUAGAAGCGGUUCUGUCUAAUGGUACGAUUGACUUUACUGAAGAUACGGAGGCCCUUGCCAAGGCUGCCGAACAAUGCAAUGUAAAGAAGGAUUCGGCAAAGAACGCGAUCGAGCAGAGCAUUCAUAUCGAGCUCUGCCGUGCCGUCGACAGGAGACGCCAGGCUCAGGGCGGAGAGUUGAUUUGUGAGGCUAUUGUAAUCAACGUUUACGAGUCAGCUUUCGAUGUCUUGAUUCCCGAAUAUGGUUUCGAGAAGCGUGUGCAUUGCGACCAGCUUCCAUUGAAGAAGGCAGAAUUUGAUAAAGCCAAUCGCGUGCUGGAAUUGUAUUGGGAAAAGGGCGUUCAGUCCAAUGUGUACAUUCCGGAAGAUGAGCGCCCCAAGGGUGGGGCUGCCCUUCGCGCUGCUAAUGCCGCUGCUGCCGCCAGCCAAGCCGCGGCUGCAGCGAAGGCUGCCCAGGAGCAAGAGGAGAUACAGCGCAGGAUGAUGGAAGUUUCUUCGCGAAACCCCGAUGCUGAGCAGGACCUUUUUGACGACGAAGACGACUCGAAUCACUCUGACGGGGGCGUUUCUACUGAGAGACCAACUACUCUAGCUCCUGUUGCGGCUAGCACUAGGCCAACCCAGAGCAUGCCCGGCUCACCUACCAAGAAUUCACCCACAUCUUCGCAGACCCCUCACCGUACUCGUUCUGAUCCCAAAAUAUCUGUGGCUGCUCACGAUAGUGAAAAGGCAGACGGACAGGAGGUUUCAAACGAAGACAAGUACUUACAAAUGUUCACCCUUCGUGAAGAGAAAGGAGAUUACAUCCAGGAAGUUCGUGAAUUGACCAGAGUACCGGUAUUUUUGAAGACGGAAUUGAGCAAGAGUCCUCCGUAAGUGCCCCUGUCAUUCUCACAUGGCAUGCAGUUUACUUACAUUACGUUUAGCUGCCUCACUAUCCGAUCGUUGAACCCCUAUGCACUAUAAAAAAUCUUGGUAAUCCUAAGUAAUGGUUGGCGCUACUGUGGGGAGGUAGGAAUUGAAGGGUUAAUUAGCAUGGUGUAUCUGUCAUCACAUAGUUUUGUGAUCCAUACGUUAACUGGUGUUGGUUUGGUUUGCAUGGGGGAAAAAUGUUGCUUUUCUUGUGAGGGUAGUCAGGGAAGUAAUGGACCGGACAUGAUAUUUUACUCUAGUUGUUGAGAUGUCAAUUUAAUGGCCAAUAACUUUGUUAUCGUCAUUGUUUUCUCUCUUUUUUUUUCCCCCCAUCGGGUUUUGUCAAUCUAUGCGAAUGAGAGUAUAGUAACGAGCGGAAAACCAAGAAGCAAAAAGCACAUGAACCUGCUUUGUUUAAAGCAA